CGCGGGCCACUGGAACUCUGCGGAGCGGGUGCAAGCGCGGGGCGGGGCCUCUGCGCCCGGUCCCUGCCCGAACUCUAAAAGCGGCGGCGGCUGUUGGGCCCCACUACGCCUUACAGGUGCCUCAGAGCCUCUUGACUUCUCGCUUGGGAUCUCCAGCCUCACCGCAGCUCGAAAUGGACGCUAACUGCUCCUGCGCCACUGGUGGCUCCUGCAUGUGCACCAGCUCCUGCAAGUGCAAAGAGUGCAAAUGCACCUCCUGCAAGAAGAGCUGCUGCUCCUGCUGCCCUGUGGGCUGUGCCAAGUGUGCCCAGGGCUGCAUCUGCAAAGGGGCAUCGGAGAAGUGCAGCUGCUGCACCUGAUGUGGGGACAGCUCUGCUCCCAGAUGCAAACCAACCUGCACAAACCUGGAUUUUUAAAAAUACAAACCUGAAUCGUUUGCUGCAUUUUCUUUUUCUAUUAAAUAUGUGAAUGACAAUAAAACAAUUUUGACUUGAA
Molecule: messenger RNA, 495 nt
Organism: Sapajus apella (tufted capuchin)
Lineage: Eukaryota; Metazoa; Chordata; Mammalia; Primates; Cebidae
Product: metallothionein-1L-like
Exons: 3
Coding region: 174-359 (61 amino acids)
Molecular function (GO): metal ion binding
Source: RefSeq, a predicted model, not a curated record